AUGGCUCGACUCGGCGUAGCAAAGGUUAAGACUGGCUGUAUUACUUGCAAGUGCGCGAGCACGGGGCGGAGAUGCGACGGCUAUGUGACACCGCCAACGGGGACAUACUCGUGGGCGCAGCUGCUCCGAGUCCAUCCGCCUCCGACUCAGGCCGCCUCCGACGCGGAGCUCCGUGCCUUGAGUUUCUUCCGCAAGGUCGUCGCCCCCGUCCUAUCCGGCCCCCUCGACAGCUACUUCUGGACCCAUCUCGUCUCCCAGGUCUCAUACCAGGAGCUCGCCGCGAGACAUGCCGCAUUGGCCAUCAGUUCGCUGUACGAGAAGGUCGAGGAAGACCGACACGGAGAAAAGAACCCCUUUGCGGUUGCGCAUUAUAACGAAGCGAUCAAACACCUCAGAACAACCAACAAUCAGGAAACCGUCCUGUUCGUGUGCAUACUCUUUGUCUGCAUCGACAUGCUCCGCGGCGAGGGCAAAGGUGCUGUCGAACACUGCAGACAUGGCGUCAACAUCCUCAAUGGGUCCAAGUCUAGCUCGCGAUUCCUUCGAGACCACUUGGAGCCGGCUUUCUGUCGCCUGGGGGUAUUCCCCUUCUUCUUCGGCGCCCGACCGGAUACGUUCCCGUCCGUACCGGAUUUAUGUUCAUAUCCAGUUCCUCCGCUCUACAAUAUUGAGCAGGUUCAAGGAGUAUUGGACCCGUUGCUCGUACGGGCGAUUCGUUUUGCUCGGGCUGCUGACGGAUAUCGACUCGGCGACGAGACAUAUCCCGAGCCGGGUCCAACGUUAUUGCAACAGAAAGAUGACAUGGACAAGAUGCUAGAUGACUGGGCUGCAGAAUUUCAAGCCUACUUGGUGCAAAAGUCCCCAAGAAGUUGCAAACGUGCUGCUAUGCGAGAAGAGCUCAUGGAACGCUUGCUCGAGAUGAAAUAUCUCGUGGGCAAGAUAUGGCUCAGCACGUGCAUGUCCCGCAGAGAAGAAAGUCACGAUUUACACCUGGACAAGUUUCAACGAAUUAUCGAACUCGGACGUGAAGUUGAAUCCACAUCCCGAGAUAGAGGGCAGAGGAUCGACAGGGCCAAAUUCACUUUCGAGAUGGGAUUUAGCCCUCUUCUGGGGUUCGUCUUCAUCAAAUGUCGGUCCUUGACCCUGCGAAUCGCGGCGUUGGGGCUCAUGAAGACAAUUGCGAACGAGAAGGAGAAUCUGUGGGAUUCCAACACCGUCCUGGCCUGUGGGCGCAAGGUUGUCGAGUUCGAGCAUGAGCUCGAUCUUGGCCCGGACGAAUGCAUUGCUGAUGUCUUUGACGACGGAACAAUGCCUCCAGAAGGGCGGCGCAUCAAAGAUCUGGCCAUGCAAAACGAGGUACGCAUCGUUUCCGGGAAGGAUGGUGCCGUCACCAUGUGGAGGAAGGUCGCUUUCUUGAUGAGAGAGCAUGACGGGCCCAUCACAGUCACAAAAGAGUGGUUUCGAGUUCACUUUAAGCGCAAGUCAUGA
Messenger RNA from Colletotrichum orchidophilum, 1488 nucleotides. RefSeq names its product C6 zinc finger protein. The transcript is spliced from 2 exons. NCBI's taxonomy places the organism in Eukaryota, Fungi, Ascomycota, Sordariomycetes, Glomerellales, Glomerellaceae. The record is from RefSeq and is a predicted model, not a curated record. Bases 1 to 1488 code for a protein of 495 amino acids.